AUGGAAGGCUCUGCCGAUACUCCCGAUGUCGAGCGCGACUACAAGGGUUCAAUGCCAUUAUCAGGACAGAACGCCCCUCAGAACCAUUCCCGCGACAGCAUGUCUCCCUCAUAUACCAAAUGCAUCGAAAACAAUACUUCCAAUUCUGAUGGUAGUAAAAAAGUUAAACUACAACUCCCCUUGAGCUGUGACCCUCCGCUACCAAAUAAGCCACCGAAGUCAAAGGUUUGGGUGGUAUUCGGCGCCACUGGACAUAUGGGUCAAAGUCUCACGCGAACAUGUCUUGAGAAAGACGACAAGGUGGUUGCCGUGGGUCGCACAAACGAAAAUACACUCGAAUUAAUGCAGACCACAUUCCCGCAAUCAAACUGCUUUAAUACGCUCUGUGAUGUGCGUGUCCGAGAAUCUGUUUCCGCCGUGAUAUCCCAAGCUCUUAAAAAGUUUAAGCGCAUCGAUGUUAUAGCCAAUUGCUCAGGAUACGGCGUCAUCGGCGCAUGCGAAGAUCAGGACGAGCACGAGAUACAUAAUCAAUUCGAGACGAACUUCAUGGGCACAGUACAUAUUAUCCAAUUGAGUUUACCAUACUUUCGUGAGCAGAAAGCGGGAAGAUAUUUAAUUUUUAGCAGUACUUCGGGCGCAUUGGGUGUUCCGGGACUGGGACCAUAUUGCGCGACGAAGUAUGCGGUGGAAGGAAUGAUCGAAGCGAUGCUUUACGAAAUUGACGCAUUUAAUAUAAAAGCUACAUUAGUAGAGCCAGGUUUGGUUAGGAGAGAUGAAAAGGAAUGGGCUUCGAGCCCGCUACCUACUUGGGGACAUUUUCUGAUCAAGCCUCCAAGUGAACCAUAUUCCGAUCCAUCUUCGCCAGCACUGCACGCGAAGAGGAUGGUUCAAUGGUUAGGAGAUAAACAGCCUACGAGCGCCAAAAAAUGCGCCCAGUUGGUUUGGCAGUUGGGUCAUUGUUCUUACCCUCCUCUGCGAUUACUUUUGGGGAGUUAUGCUAUUGAGAGUAUUAGAGAUCGGUUGCGGUCAGUUAUAGAAGAAUUGGAGGAUUGGAAGCAUUUACAUCAUCCUGCAGCUCCUGAUGAGCUUGAUAAUGAAGAGGAUUGGGACGAUGCCCGGGAUGCGGAUAUGGCUGCGAAAACAAAGGAGGAUCGAGCUACGGUGCGGGCUGCAACAAAUUCAUCCAAAGUAGAGUCAGAUGCAGAGAGCAGUUCAUGA
This is a messenger RNA of Sclerotinia sclerotiorum 1980 UF-70, 1218 nucleotides long. RefSeq lists its product as hypothetical. The record is from RefSeq and is a predicted model, not a curated record. Bases 1 to 1218 code for a protein of 405 amino acids. The transcript has 2 exons. NCBI's taxonomy places the organism in Eukaryota, Fungi, Ascomycota, Leotiomycetes, Helotiales, Sclerotiniaceae.